Molecule: messenger RNA, 589 nt
Organism: Trichobilharzia szidati
Lineage: Eukaryota; Metazoa; Platyhelminthes; Trematoda; Strigeidida; Schistosomatidae
Source: the annotation of a GenBank genome assembly
GAACUUAGGGCUAAGUUCCUUGACAGUUUUUAUUCAUUUGUUCGCCUUCUGGAUUGCCAUCUGGGGCAGUUUUUAUUCUUCUCCAAGUCUUCGUGGGCGCCUUCUGGAAAUCGUCUGGGUGUACUUACUAGAUCUGCAGCCAGCUUCUCUUUGGACAAGGAUUAUCAACGCAAUUUGGAUUCUUUGGUGACGUUGGAUAAUGCCUGGGUCAAGAAAGGGACAUGGCACAAUGGAAGCAGACAAAAAAGUAAGUCACGAUGAGUUGCCUGUUAAUUUUAAUGAUAUGUAUGAUGCUCAGCAUGUUAAGUUUGAUGUUCACGCUUCACCGUUAAGUGACAGUAAGGGUUUAAGAUUGCCUAAGUUUGAACCGCGAUACUUCGAUGGAAACCCAGCCGACUACCCACAGUUCAUCAAAGAGUUUGAGGUCAUGCUGAGUGGUUUUGUAUUGAAUGAUGAAAUGAAGUUAAUGUAUUUGUUGAGAUAUUGCACUGGUGUAGCUGCAAGAGCCAUACAGUGCUGUAAGUUUAUGCCCCCGAACGAAGGAUAUGAUGAGGCCAUGAAGAUACUCCGUCAGAGGUUUGGGAGGCCA